Molecule: messenger RNA, 588 nt
Organism: Lathyrus sativus (Indian pea)
Lineage: Eukaryota; Viridiplantae; Streptophyta; Magnoliopsida; Fabales; Fabaceae
Source: the annotation of a GenBank genome assembly
AUGGUAGAACGUUUUCUGAUCGUAACUUUGUUGCUUAGCCUCAUCUCAUUUUCUUCAACCGUUUUCGCUUCUUCUCCACCAUGCUCCUCCAUCAGUGUCACUGGGUUGCCGCUGGUGAGAAAUAUCAGCGAGAUUCCUCAGGAUAACUACGGUAGACCAGGUCUCUCUCACAUAACUGUUGCAGGUUCAAUCUUGCACGGAAUGAAUGAGGUUGAAGUAUGGCUUCAAACAUUUUCACCAGGAGCACACACCCCGAUUCAUAGGCAUUCUUGUGAAGAAGUUUUUAUCGUUCUCAAAGGCAGUGGCACUCUUUAUAUUGCAUCAAAUUCACAUAGGAAAUACCCCGGAAAUCCAGAGGAGCACUUUAUCUUUCCAAAUAGCACAUUUCAUAUUCCUGUUAAUGAUGCUCAUCAGCUUUGGAACACCAAUGAGCAUGAGGAUUUACAAGUUCUAGUUAUAAUAUCUCGUCCACCAGUUAAAGUGUUUAUAUAUGAUGACUGGUCCAUGCCUCAUAAUGCUGCCAAAUUGAAAUUCCCAUACUAUUGGGAUGAGCAGUGUUCUCAAGAACCUUUGAAAGACGAACUAUGA